Striga asiatica is the source of this 1023-nucleotide messenger RNA. The record is from the annotation of a GenBank genome assembly. NCBI's taxonomy places the organism in Eukaryota, Viridiplantae, Streptophyta, Magnoliopsida, Lamiales, Orobanchaceae.
AUGGAAGGAGGUGAGAAUGAACCGUUGCUCGAAAUUAACCCGUCAAGCCCCAUCAUCCCUAAUCAAGACCACGAGACAAAAUCUUCUGCUAUCGUUAUGGUAGGAGGUGAGAAUAUAGGUGCCCCGAGGGCUGGUAUGGAAUUCAAAGAUAUAAACAGCGUCUUUGAUUUCUACAAAAAGUAUGCUUACAGUGUCGGUUUUCCUGUGAGAAAAAGAAAUUCGAGAAAGGAUGAUGAUGGCAUUUUACGAUAUGUUACUUUCACAUGUAGUCAUGAAGGAAAAAGAAUGAGUGGCACAAGAGGCUCAUUGAGGUCGCAACCAACAACUCAGACAGACUGCAAAGCUCGAAUCUCGGCAUCUUUAGAUGAUCAUGUCCUUAUCCGUAAUGACGUCUCUAGACUUCCUGAUCAAUAUAUAUUACAUAGAUGGAGAAAAGAUGUCAGGCGACCAUACACGAGGAUUGCUUUGAAAUAUGACGGAUUGAGGAAUUCUCCGGGACAAUUGAGGUAUGACAAUUUGUGCACAGUUUUUGCUAAGGUCGCAGACCUUGAUGAAGAUAAUGAAGUUCGAGCCGGAAUGAUUAUGGAAUGGAUCCAAUUGCAAGCACAAGAACUUUCUAUGUUAAAACAUAUUGAUGAAAGAAGUAUUUGCAACGAUCCUGCUAGUUUCAAAACUCCAUGUAGCAUUGGCGUUGGAGAUCCGAAGUUGACAAAAAGAAAGGGCGCAACAAGAAAAGUACGCAAAAAAAGUCCGUUGGAGUUGACUUCGAAUAAGAAAAAGAAGAAGAAUGAGGCGCCUUCAAUUAAUAGAGGAAAAGGACUUACAAAAGAGUUAAUCAAGCAAACAAAUGAGCCAAAGAUGUUGGCAUUGGAUACUGGAGUUGAAUUUGAGGUGCAAAAUCAAUCUUCUAUGGAGUUAAAUUCUCGAGUUAUUCAAUCUUAUGUCUUUUUUUUUUUAGGUAAUAAUGUGAUUCAAUAUUGCAACCAGUAUUCACCAUAUCAAAUGGGGAAUGGGAGUGUUUGA